AUGAUGAGGGCCGUACACGAUAUGUUCUUCUCCACGUCAGAUGGACAGCUCAAGUCCGACGCCUGCGUUGUCGUUACUGCCAUGGUCGUACUCACGGUACUACGGUUCCUGCUCGCGGGAUACGACGGACAAAAGGAUCCGCUGUGGAAGCCGCUGUUUAACGUCCUCAUCGACAAGGCGGAUGUCGCCAAACCGAAGAAGACCUACAAGCUCGCAGAAUCCCUGUGGUAUCUCUGCUGGCACGUAACGUCGCUGACAUGUACGAUUCUACUGCUGCGAGCCGAGUACGGCACGCCAGGGGAACCCAAAUGGCUCUACUACUUCCUCAAGGACCACAAGGGAAUGUGGUUUUUCUACGAAACCCUCACCGACGUGGAGAACAACACGAUCACGUGGCCCAACAUGCCGAUGUCCGGUGGCGUCAGGAUGCUCAAACUCAUCAGCAUGGGGUUCUGGAUGAGCUGCUGCUUGUACAUCCACUGGGAGACUAGGCGGUCGGACAUCCACAUCUUGCGGUUCCACCACUUCACCACAGUGGCCUUGCUGUUGCUCGAAUACUCGUACAGGUUCCACAGGACCGGGCUCGUAGGUUCAACGAACCCUCGCAACUCAUCUGGGAUGCAGAUUAUCAUCAUCCUGCACGACAUACCGGACGUGCUGCUCUUCACCACCAAGUGCCUAUCGUACUUAAGGCUUGUCCCUGAUCUCGUCACCGGAGCCGUUUUCCUGCUUUACGGAACCUCGCACUUCGUCUGCAGAUUGGUGAUGCUCGGCGCCUACGUAGUGAGGCCGCUGUUCUUCAACAUCGGCACCCCCGAGACCUACGAGUACGCAAUGAAGUACGUGUUCACAGUGCCCGGAGGGCUGCUGUGCAUAUGCCUCUUGACCAUUCUCACGGUGAUGAACAUCUACUGGCUCAACCUUAUCGUCUCCAUGAUCCGUAAAUUUGCCAGCGGCGCAGAAAUCAGUACGUAUCAUCGCUCAGCAACCUCACUUGCUGCAGAGGACGAACGUGAAAAGGAUGACUGA
Messenger RNA from Babesia ovata, 1029 nucleotides. RefSeq names its product longevity-assurance domain-containing protein. Bases 1 to 1029 code for a protein of 342 amino acids. The record is from RefSeq and is a predicted model, not a curated record. Gene Ontology annotation, molecular function: sphingosine N-acyltransferase activity. Gene Ontology annotation, biological process: ceramide biosynthetic process. Lineage: Eukaryota; Apicomplexa; Aconoidasida; Piroplasmida; Babesiidae. Gene Ontology annotation, cellular component: endoplasmic reticulum; membrane. The transcript is spliced from 4 exons.